Messenger RNA from Anolis sagrei ordinatus, 2941 nucleotides. RefSeq names its product meiosis-specific coiled-coil domain-containing protein MEIOC-like. Gene Ontology annotation, biological process: meiotic cell cycle; mRNA stabilization; female meiosis I. Gene Ontology annotation, cellular component: cytoplasm; nucleus. The record is from RefSeq and is a predicted model, not a curated record. NCBI's taxonomy places the organism in Eukaryota, Metazoa, Chordata, Lepidosauria, Squamata, Anolidae.
UCAGUCGACGGCCGGCUGCGGUUGCUAAGCACCGGAAAGGGAAGAGCAGGCAUUAUUUUCAAGAUGGUGGCGGACGGGGCGGGCUCUCUGGAGGUGAAACCUGUUAUGACUCCCAACCUCUGUUUAUUUGGAAAUGCUCACUUUGGAAACAAAAAUUUGCAUGCAGAAAGUGGGAACAUGGUGAAGCAGAAUGACGCAUUUGGUCAUUAUGAGCCACAGGUAAAUAGCACUCAACAUGGAAUGGAGGCCCAGUUGCGCCCCCUGCUGUUUGGAGGAAUAACAAAUACACCCUCUGCCAUGGGACCUCCACAGUUCUAUGGUAGCUGGUCAACCUGUGGAGAUGAUUCCCAUUCUACUCUUUCAUUCCCUGACCACAUCAGAAAAAGGUCACAAGAAAAUGUAUCGCAUUUUGGCCACGGCCCUGAUGUGCUUGGUUUAGUGGCAAACAUCUUGGAAGAGCCAAACAAGCAGGAACAUGCUACAGAUUGGAAUUCUCUGUCAAGACUGUUUCCCCCAGUGUGGUCACCCAACUUUGAAAACGACGGGAGUUUCUCGGGGCUUUUUCCUGCAAAAAAAAUGGAAAGUGAAAACUGCAAUUCUGCUAGUUCUCCGAAGCUUUGUGAAGAAAACCUAGGAAAGGCCUCCUCCAUAGGGCUAUUAAAAAAAGAAUGCGAGGAGCUGCAAGUGAACAGAGCCCGGUUUCCACCGUCACAGCCUUUCAUGCCUUCUCCCCAUGAGCUCUCAAAGAUGGCCAGUUUGGACGACAACACUUCUAAGAAUGGAGGGAUCGGUUUCUUCAGUUAUGAGAAGAGUCAUAGUGGAAGCACUUCAGCAUCUCGGCCUCAAAUGAAAGAUAGCACCAAUACCUACAGAGAAUCCCCCAAAACUGAUGCUGCUGGAGGCAAGCUUGGGAGAAACAGCACAGAAGGAUCAAGCAAGUAUUUUGAGUAUUUGUCUAACACUGCUGUGGAUAGAAUAUGGGACCCAAUGGCAAAGGAAAACGGUUUGUAUGCUAAAAGAACCUUUUCAGCUGCUCCUGACUCCAGGCACUUUAGCUUCAGUCAAUCACUUAAUAAGGAAAAUGGCUUUCCUAAAGGAAUGGAUGGGAAAUUUGAGGAAAUUUGCCCACAAAACCACUCCAAUAGGACCAAUUUUGUCCAUACUGAAUGUAAGAACCCUGUACAUCCUGGGAAAGACUCUAAUUAUCAGCUGUCUCUGAAGCCAGCUGCAGAGAAUAUGGAUUCAUCUUACAAUGGAUACACCUGGCUGGAUGCUAAAACACAAAAUCCAAUCACUACAUCAGGUGUAACGUAUGGAAAGCAAAUGCAAAUUAAUUCUCAGUUAUCUUCAGGGCCUCGGUCAGGUGGGCCUUCUGCAAAUGAGUCGCCAAUGUUAUCCUCAGGAAGGGACAGGAAACUGCAGUUUUUCACAGACAUUUCCCACAAUUCAGGAUAUUCCGGUUGUUCUGGAAGCCAGAAACAGCAUAACCCUCUUGGACCCUCCCAGGGUGAUUCUGCACUGCGUACUGAGGGAAGCUUUGGUAAAAUGCCACUUACCGCUUCCUCCAGCUGUAUAUCACAGCAGUAUUCUGCAAAUGCAUCUGCACAGUACCAUAGAUAUGACACGAAGCAGAAUCAAAACAAUACUGAUGAGAGAAUUGCGCAGAAUGAAAGGAGACGUAAAAAUAGUUGGAGUCAACAUCCGGGCUUCCCAGGUCCAGAUCGAACACAGUUUGAUGUCCUGAGAAGAAAUCAGGAACAGAACGGUGCCAUCUUUCCUGACUACAUCAAUCCUUCUUUCCUCCCUCUUUUCCCAUUGGUAUCUGCUUAUAAACACCUGCCUCAUUUUCCUCUGUUUCCUCCUCCUCCGUUUCCGUCGCCAUUUAACCCUGCUGCCUUUUCCCUGCUGCCGUUUCCGUUGUCUGAACUUGUCGAUCUUUUCCGCUGUGAGGAUUUCUCCCACAUCAGUCCUUUCAUCAGUGACCUUUGCGGAGGAGAUAAUACGGCUGCGCCGUACUUUGCCUUUCCGCCGCCUCUGAACCACUACAGGCCUCCAAAGAGUCGCAGCGGGCCGGCCAAUGAGCUCCACAUUCACCUGGAAGAGUGUUAUGAACAGCUUAGAGCUCUAGAGAGGGAACGCAAAAAGGCAGAGGCAGAUCUAGCAAGACAUUUCCCAGGGAAGCGCGUAUCCGGGUCAAGUAAUGCUCCGUUUUCUCGGCUUCCUGCAAAGCCUUCCAGAGUGGAUCGUCUGAUUGUGGACCAAUUCCGAGAGCAUGCAAAGGUAUACACUUUACUAGAGAAAAUGGAGCACAUAUCUGGCAGUCCUGUUCAUAGAAACAUAUCGGCCACUUUGGGACGUCACCUGGAAGCCAUCUGGGCUACGCAAGCAAGACGCAAGGCUGAAGUGGUGAAUUCGGUUAAUCCUCAAAGGCAACAGACAUCUCGUCACCAUAAUGAAAAAGAUAUCCUUGCUCUGGCCGCCGCUAUUAAAGACCUGGCUUUCUUCACGCGGAAAACACGCACCGCUUUGUGGUGCGCUCUUCAGAUGACUUUGCCCAAGAUGCCAGGAAGUGCUUCGGCCAAGAAGGAGGAAGUGGAAAGGGCCUUGCAGGAACUCUGUCCUGCAGGUAGCAGCUUCCAGGCAAACGGUGUCUCGGGACACGAAAUCAAACCAAGCAAGAGAGAGGGCAACGACGCAAAUGAGAGAACCUUAACGCAGGGCAGAAGAUAAGUCGCACUUGGCAAAUCUAGCAGCCUUUCCACUGCUGAUCUUCAAGCCUAGAUGCAUCUGUUCUGGUCAAAGUAUUUCAGCGGUUUUGGUCUUGCUGUUGUGCAUUCUCCGUGAGUUGACUUAAGUCAGGCAUGGGCAAACUUUGGCCCUCCCUCCAGGUGUUUUGGACUUCAACUCCUACAAUUCCUAACAGCCGGUAGGCUGUUAGGAA